Pocillopora damicornis (cauliflower coral) is the source of this 2924-nucleotide messenger RNA. Its product is annotated as melatonin receptor type 1A. Gene Ontology annotation, molecular function: G protein-coupled receptor activity. Gene Ontology annotation, biological process: G protein-coupled receptor signaling pathway. NCBI's taxonomy places the organism in Eukaryota, Metazoa, Cnidaria, Anthozoa, Scleractinia, Pocilloporidae. The record is from RefSeq and is a predicted model, not a curated record. Gene Ontology annotation, cellular component: membrane.
CUCAGACGGUAUCGCAUGUAAAGCACUUAGCUACAUCCACAUAGCUGUAUGAGCGUACUUGAAAUUCGAAGAAGAAUAUUUUAGACGAGAAAUCAACCAUUUGGUCUCUUAUACUAAUUAAAGAAUUGGAAGAAGCCAAGUUAAGCUGAUACGCCAUCCACGAAUCUUCUGCAAAGAUCGACAACACCUGGCCUUCAUUGUAACGCAUUUCUAAUCAGUUUAAAUUAGAUCUCGUUUGAUUCGUGAGAUAAUGCCGUCACCCGUGGAUCCCGACUUCCAUUGGUCCACUCUGGCAAUCGGUCUAUUGGCACCUGUCGUCGCUAUUAUUAUUCUGUUAGGAAUGAUUGGGAACAUCCUGGUAAUUAUCGUUCUUUGGCAACAACAACGCCGUUCGCACCGCGCAACAGGUAGUUAUUUCCUCAUAAACCUCGCCAUCGCCGACAUUUUUGGCUCAGCCAAUUUGAUAUUCAUGUUGUCGACCAUUAUCAAUCAUGGAGAGUGGAUUUUCGGGAAGUAUAUCUGUAAACUGAAUGGAGUCCUAACCGUACUUCUUGGUGCCACUUCGUUGCUUACGUUGUGCGCAAUCAGCGUGAAUCGAUAUUUCAAGAUCGUGGAAGGCGGAAAGUACAACAGGAUCUACACAAACACGAACACACUGCGAAUGUUGGCUCUUACUUGGCUGGUACCUUUUGUGUUGGCUCUUGCUCCUAUCCUUGGCUGGUCCGAGCACGAGUAUCAAGUUGGAAAAUGCGUCUGCCAUUUCUUGUUCAGUCGCAGUAUAUCCUAUACAGUAACCUUUGCCGUUUUCGUUGUCAUAGCACCCUUUACUGUCAUCCUGUUUUGCUACCUGAAAAUCUACAAAAUUAUCAAAACUCAUGGAGCCAUAAUGGGAAACCUUCGCCGAAGCCAACCAUCCGUUCAUGUAGAAGACAUUAAAAUCGCUACCACGUUGUUCAUCGUGAUAUUAGUGUUCAUAGUGUGCUACAUCCCUGCCAGUAUAGUCAACAUUGUGCAGAUGAUUGACCCUGAUUUCCACAUUCCUCAUUGGCUGGAUAUGGUCUCCUUUCUGCUUGUGGUCAGUAACCAUGCCAACAAUCCAAUCAUCUACAACGCCCUUAAUCGAUCAUUCCGGCAGGCCUUUCGCGAAGUUUUGCGCCUUCGACCCCGAAGAGAACCACGAGAUUUGAGUGGCAGUGGUGCCAAAUAUCCGAACUGUCAAUCUCGCACUGGGACAACAGCAAGGUCGCCUAGCAACCCAGGCUAUCAGCACUCCAGCACCUCAAGCGAAAAGCACAGUCCUGAGAUUAAACACAGUUUUGACUUUGUGGAUAAAAAAGCGUCAUUGCCAUGUUCAAAACUCAGGACUUCAUCCUGCUAAAUGAAGGUCGGGUUGAUGCCAAUUUCCCCCCUUCUGACUGCCAUAAAUUUCUUUGUAGAUUUUAGGGGAAAAUUCAAUGAUAAGAUCUGUAAAGGAUAACUUUUAUCUCAUUCUCAUCACUUGUUUAUCGGAUAAUGUAUCGACUUUGUAAAGAGAAUUUACAUAUUAAUCUCUUCCGGGUAGCAAAGUGUUUAUAAAAACUUAGCUGACGCAUGUGUUUUGGUUGUUAUAACCAUUUGGUUCAUCUUAUGCAUGAAUCAUCAAGAAAAUUCCACGUUCAAAAAGCGUCAUUUUCACCGAGGCUCUAGGGUGGAGAGGAGCAAAGUUACUUCGAAACAUUUCCCGAAGUUGCUGUUCUUCUCUUCACUUCCUAGACCUGGAACGCUCUGAAUCUCCCAACCGGGAGGGUCUGGGUUAUCGGCUUAGAAAAACCCUUACCGCGAUUAAAUGCAUUCACAAGCCGUCACGUUCGCCAUAUUGGUGUAGCUUAACGAAAAAUAGACACUCAUAUUAUUUAGCCAAAAGUAGUUCAAAGUUUAAGUCAAGUUUUAUUGGCUUAGGAUAAAGAUGUAAAUACGUUUAAUUAACGCGACGGAGAAAGUUUACAGAUAUGCAAGUGCCACUCUAGUUAGAAAGGAAGAUUGGUUAGAAAACUCGGCCUUUCUUUUUGCGUUGCGUUUUAUGUAUAUAUUUUUUGCACCUAACAGUGUGCACUGUUCAAAAAAAUUCCAGUUAUUUUGAACUAUCCGACCAUCAUUAAUUUAUUUUCUCACAAUUUGUGAACGCGGACCAAAAAUAUUCUGUUCGUUCGACGAGCAGGACAACACCCAUGUUUACAAUUUUGAUUUCUGCCAGUUUUCUCAACCAAUCACCUCUAGCAUAAUAAUAUCUCUUAUCAUGCAUGCUCCAUAUUUUAUCUUUACCUCUUAAAAAUGCCUUAGUUUUAAAUAUCAAUGUCUAACAUAAGAGCAGCUGAGAGAAAUCAACCGCUUCGCAUUGUAACGAAAUAAUAAUUCUCUCUGUAUAUAACUAGCGCGGGAACAAAGACUUCCUAUAAGUGUAGGCUAAUAUUUAUUAGAUUGUUACAAAUGUUUUUAGCGACGUAUUGUCUGUAGAUAGAGUAGAAUUGUAUAGGAAGAGGGUGAUGAGAUAUCGAAAUUUUUCGAAGUUUAUCAUGUAAUUUGCUUAUGUUAAAUACCUUUAGUUUCCAAGACGAGUUCGAAAACGAGUUUUGGAUUCAAUUCAAGUCGUUGGUGAAAAACCACUGUACGAACCAAACAGCUUGUACAGCUUUUGGUAUCGGAUUGACUUACUCGUGAUUGUUAAAUUAUGAAACUGCUAGCAUUUUUACCAUGUCACCAUGCUCGCAAAGCUUAUCCCAUAAAAUUGCUUUCUCCCCGCCAAAACAACGCAAAUCUGCGCACGCUCAUUAUCAAUGGUGCCAUUGGCGAAGCUAAAACUUGCAAUCUUAUUCCUCUUGGAAUCUAUAGGUCUCUACUAGGACAGAAUAAUGCUAGAAUAAAGAAGCAUAUGAAUCUAAAAGUAA